This is a messenger RNA of Bipolaris sorokiniana ND90Pr, 483 nucleotides long. RefSeq lists its product as uncharacterized. The record is from RefSeq and is a predicted model, not a curated record. Bases 1 to 483 code for a protein of 160 amino acids. The transcript has 3 exons. NCBI's taxonomy places the organism in Eukaryota, Fungi, Ascomycota, Dothideomycetes, Pleosporales, Pleosporaceae.
AUGAGCAUUCGGAUAAAUGCGACGGUCCAGGAGGCCCGAACAGCUGCAAACCACAGCCAGGAGCAAUGGGACCGUUUUUACUUUAUAACAAAAGACGAGGCGAGGCAGCUUGCUGAGGCGCAUCCAGACUGGAAAAGAUGGAUCCUCAUCCCCGCGAACGAAAAGGAACAGAUGCUGGAGAGGAUCAAUGCCCGACUAAGUGCUGAAGGUAUUCCGCCAGUCGAGAUGAUUAUUUUGAAAUGGCGCGUGUCGCAACUCCUCCGGGAUAUUCAACGCAAGUACGCUGACCUCGACGACUGCACAGAAGCAGGCAGCAUGCUACAAGGAAUACCAGGUACGAGUUCAGGGUCAGGACCGGGUUCGCCAAUACAUGUCCACACUGCCCAAGCACCUUCAGACGGUAGCGUAAAGUCUUCGAGCCCACAGCGAACCGAGUAUUCGCCAAGCGAGACUCGCCCAUACGAUCCAAUACGAGAUGUUUAG